Venturia canescens is the source of this 1548-nucleotide messenger RNA. Its product is annotated as palmitoyltransferase ZDHHC3. NCBI's taxonomy places the organism in Eukaryota, Metazoa, Arthropoda, Insecta, Hymenoptera, Ichneumonidae. Gene Ontology annotation, molecular function: palmitoyltransferase activity; protein dimerization activity. The coding region runs from base 593 to 1456 and encodes 287 amino acids. The transcript has 7 exons. The record is from RefSeq and is a predicted model, not a curated record.
AAAAAGUGGAAAAUCAAAGAUUGGCCGGCUAAUGCCCAUUUUCUCCAACGUUAAUCUGAGUUUAAACUCGGUUCAUUCUAUCUCGAAGCUAUAUGAAAAAAAUUGAACUGAGUUUGAACCGCGUCGGAGAAAACGGCCAUAAAAAAAAUUGAAUCGAGUUUGAACCGCGUCGGAGAAAACGGCCAUAACUUUACAACAGUCUACUUCCCUAGUUUUCGCAACAUCGAUACUUACCACAUACUUACUAAAUGGGAAUAAAUGCCGUGAUCGCCAUGAUAAUAUAAACGUAGUUGACAGUCAUCAAUACAGCGAUGAUAAACAGAACGAACAUCAGGAUAAUGCACUUAAAUACGUAUGCAUUCGUAUUAGUUGCAAAUAAAACAAACAAGUAGAUCAGGAUGAAAUCCGAGACACGAAUUGUGCUUAAUAAUAUACUGCCGGUUAGUAAUAAUCAAUCAGACGAGUGCUAUUAAGCAUGACAAUUGGACUCGUGAACCAACUCACAACGUAUUCUUCGAUAUUGUCCUAUUGACUUGGAUUGACAUUUUCUAUAUAUUCAUACAAUCCGGAUGCCCAUAUCAAUUUUCUCAGUAUGGAUUACGAUUACAUGGCCUUGCAUAGAGAAAGAGACAUACAUAAUAGGUGUUGCAACGGCAAAUUCUGGUGCAUUAAAGAUAUUUGUGGUAUAAUAUGUGCUCUACUUACUUGGGCUCUGAUAACGUACGCAGAAUUCGUUGUCGUUGCGGUUAUUCUCUUACCGAACAUAAAUACCUUUUAUGCUGGCUUAAACAUGGCAGUGUUUCAGUCGUUGGCAUUCCUCGCUUUUGCGUCCCACCUCAGGACAAUGUUCACAGAUCCGGGAGCGGUUCCAAAAGGAAAUGCUACCAAGGAGAUGAUACAGCAAAUGGGUUUCAGAGAAGGUCAAGUUAUAUUCAAAUGUCCGCGAUGUUGUUCCAUCAAGCCAGACCGGGCUCAUCAUUGUUCCGUUUGUCAGAGAUGUAUCAGAAAAAUGGAUCAUCACUGUCCGUGGGUAAACAACUGUGUUGGCGAAAAUAAUCAAAAAUAUUUCGUUCUUUUUACCUUCUACAUUGCUGGAAUAUCUUUACAAUCACUGUUCCUGUGCAUUCAACAGUUCACUACGUGUGUCAGACAAGAGUGGCGUGAAUGUUCAACUUUUUCUCCACCAGCGACAGUCGUUCUUUUACUUUUCCUAACAUUUGAGGCUCUUCUGUUCGCAAUAUUCACCGUUGUCAUGCUGGGUACACAAUUGCAAGCUAUUUGGAAUGACGAAACGGGUAUCGAACAACUGAAAAAGGAAGAAGCCAGAUGGGUGCGAAAUAGCAGAUGGAAAUCCAUACAAGCUGUAUUUGGACGCUUCUCCAUCGCGUGGUUCUCGCCUUUCACGUCUCCACAUUACGCUAAAACUAAAAUAGAUACAUAUUUAUAUUCGGUUUGAUCUAGAAAAAAAAUGAAUGACUUUCAUUGGGGUGUAUAUUUCUCUUACAUACUGUGUACACGAAUUAAAAUAAAAAUGGGUGAAAACUGGUA